Messenger RNA from Epinephelus lanceolatus (giant grouper), 2151 nucleotides. It is a transcript of the gene smim29, whose product is annotated as small integral membrane protein 29. NCBI's taxonomy places the organism in Eukaryota, Metazoa, Chordata, Actinopteri, Perciformes, Serranidae. The record is from RefSeq and is a predicted model, not a curated record.
UCAGACCGGAAGUAGAUGUGUAGUUGCUGCUAACGGAAAACCGACUGCCUGAGAGAUCUGCAAAUCACAACAUAACGUUGCUCUAAGGAGGCUUUCUACAUCUCAAUUUCUCGCUGAUUAGGAAGGGCAGUGAUACCAUGUGGGAGUCACAUGAACGACGAGAAUGAGGCAUAAACAACAAGGGGGCAGCUUGAGGAGAGAGCCGCUGCACAGUGUCUGCCACAGGGAGGGGGUCUGCUGCAUGUAAAGGCCCUGCACAAGCAGCCCCCCUGUGUACCCCUUCUCCUUAACAUAUGCAAUGAACAUCACUACUGAGUCCCCUGCCACCAUAGAUGGAGAUGUGGCAGUCGGCUAUGUAUUGGUGCCAUUUCUCUUCAUCACCAUUGUCGGAAUAGUUGCAGCUGUGGUCAUGUACAUUCGUAGGAAAAGGAGAAUCGACAGACUCCGCCAUCAGCUGUUACCAGUUUACACGUAUGAUCCAUCCGAGGAGCUCAAUGAAGCCGAGCAAGAAAUGUUGUGGCGAGAAGAGGACACGAGGAUUGUACAAGGCUGGGCCAGAGGUUACCAACAGCGACGCCCUCUUCUCACCAAAGACGUCAAUGCAUGAUGGUGGUAGUAAACCGUGGCAAAUGACAUUUGCAGUGUGGAGACAAACCUCAGCCACAGACAUCAGUCAUGUUUGAAGUCAUGCACAAGAUUUUCUUUGUUUAUUUUCCUUUGCUACCGUCUGAUCUUUCCUGUCUCAUGUACAGACGAGAGUGACUGUUCAUCUGCGUGGUUGUGAUGCCGAUCCUGUGUGCCUAACAGACCUUCAGUUUAUUUAUUUAACAUUAUUUAUUCAAACCUUUUUUUUUUUACUGUGACGUGACUCAAAGUAAAGAAAGGUGGAAUCUUUCUAGAGUUAAAGGUUCCUGUAGGUUUACUAUGUUGUUUACAUUCAUACUGUUGUUGUGGGCAACGUGCGGCGAGUAGUCCUGUUCCUGUGGUUUGCAGUAGGCAUUCGCACUGACUUUAAUUUAGGGUGCAGAGUGUGGUAAGAGUACGCAUGUUGUGCACUAGUUAGAAAUCAUCACUCCUUCUGUGAGAGGGUUUGUGAUCCAUGCCUGGGACGGUUGUUGUGUGGAGGCUGUUUGCAGUGUAUUAAAAACAAAUAUGGCUUCUCUAGUGAAAUGCUUUUAGUUUGCACUUGUUGACUUGAAACACUGAAGUAUGACUUUUAAAUUCAAAGUUUCACACUGAUAAAGAUAGAUUUAUAAGAUAGAUGAGCUCUUCAACUGAGGCUGGAUGGAUUUUAUUUCACUUUCAUUUUGAGUCAAAACGUUCAGUGCACCCUUUUUGGUUUUAAUUUCCUCUGUAGAAUUUAACUAGCUGCCACACGAUCCCGAUCUUUUUGUGGUUUCGCCAAAUCCUAUGACUCUUAUCAAUGGCAUGAAAAGCCAGAUAUGGAAGUAAAUAACACCAACCCCCUCUCAUCCCCAAAAUGAGCUGUGACUAGUGCCCUAAAUAUGUCCUGUCUACAAGGCAUGGCACCAGCGCAGAUUUACCUCCAGCUGAAGAUGAAUGCCAUAGGUCUGACUGUAUCAAGCACUCAGGAAACUUGCUUUUUUUUUUCUUCGUGAUGAAUUGUAAUCCUUCCUGGCCUUUAUUUGCCUCUGUGAAUGUAAACCAAAUACAAUUGAACUGUUAAAACUGUUCUUGAAGGGGAACAUGUCCUGGUUGUCUUGGACAGAUAAUUCCUGGACUUGAUGUUAACAGGUUCGACAUCUCGAGGUGUUUCAGAAUGAGACAUAGCUUUUUAAUACAUUGUCAUCAUCUCUGGACCUGUAACAUGUUCCUCUGUGCUCCUUGGUCAUCUUUACAUCUCACUGUUCAUUUUCUAUGCAUUACUGAAUCAACUAUGACCUAGGGUAGUUACAAUUUAAACUGUACAAAUAUCCAGUCUUGACACUGAAUUGCACUGGUGCAACAUGUUUAACUUGUCAUGGACGGCUCUGAUCUCAGGUGCACAUAAGAAGUCAAAGAACUACUGAUAUAAUGUGAAUUUGGCAGCACUGUUAAAAGACUGUUGUACCUGUUUGAUGCUUUGAGAGUGAACUGACUGAGGCUGUUGAUUUAAACAUGGAACAUAUAAAUAAAAUAAUGUAACUUUGU